UCCCUUUUUCCUUUUUCUUUUCUUUUUCGUUUUCCUUUCCUUUUCUUUUUUGGGCAGUCCACACCCUUCCACACACGCUCACCCCAAAACUAAACACCAAGAUCCUCUAACUUGUUUGGAUUGACUGAUGAAGACAUAAAGCCAGUUACGCUCCAUGUUUUUUGAGGUGGAGUGAGUGGUUUUUCUUCAUUUUUAAAUGGCCAAAUGACAACUUGACCCAGUUUGCUUUCCAAUCAAAGGGCAUUUUUUUUGAAUGUCUCUUUGUGGCGCAAGAGCCAACGCAAAAAUGAUGGCGGCUUACAAUGGCGGUACAUCUGCAGCAGCAGCAGGUCACCACCACCACCAUCACCACCACCUUCCACACCUCCCUCCUCCUCACCUUCACCACCACCACCACCCUCAACACCAUCUUCAUCCAGGGUCGGCUGCCGCUGUACACCCUGUACAGCAGCAUACUUCUUCGGCAGCUGCGGCAGCCGCAGCAGCGGCUGCAGCUGCAGCCAUGUUAAACCCUGGGCAACAACAGCCAUAUUUCCCAUCACCCGCACCGGGUCAGGCUCCUGGACCAGCUGCAGCAGCCCCAGCUCAGGUACAGGCUGCCGCAGCUGCUACAGUUAAGGCGCACCACCAUCAACACUCGCAUCAUCCACAACAGCAGCUGGAUAUUGAGCCGGAUAGACCUAUCGGAUAUGGAGCCUUUGGUGUUGUCUGGUCAGUAACAGAUCCAAGAGAUGGAAAGAGAGUAGCACUCAAAAAGAUGCCCAACGUCUUCCAGAAUCUGGUCUCUUGCAAAAGGGUCUUCCGGGAAUUGAAGAUGUUGUGUUUUUUUAAACAUGAUAAUGUACUCUCUGCCCUUGACAUACUCCAACCUCCACACAUUGACUAUUUUGAAGAAAUAUAUGUUGUCACAGAAUUGAUGCAGAGUGACCUACAUAAAAUUAUCGUCUCUCCUCAACCACUCAGCUCAGAUCAUGUCAAAGUUUUUCUUUAUCAGAUUUUGCGAGGUUUGAAAUAUCUCCAUUCAGCUGGCAUUUUACAUCGAGACAUUAAGCCAGGGAAUCUCCUUGUGAACAGCAACUGUGUUCUAAAGAUUUGUGAUUUUGGAUUGGCCAGAGUGGAGGAAUUAGAUGAAUCCCGUCAUAUGACUCAGGAAGUUGUCACUCAGUAUUAUCGGGCUCCGGAAAUCCUGAUGGGCAGUCGUCAUUACAGCAAUGCUAUUGACAUCUGGUCUGUCGGAUGUAUCUUUGCAGAACUACUAGGACGAAGAAUACUGUUUCAGGCACAAAGUCCAAUUCAGCAGCUGGAUUUGAUCACGGAUCUUUUGGGCACACCAUCGCUGGAAGCAAUGAGGACGGCUUGUGAAGGCGCUAAGGCGCACAUACUCAGGGGCCCUCAUAAACAGCCAUCUCUUCCUGUACUUUAUACCCUGUCUAGCCAGGCUACACAUGAAGCUGUUCAUCUCCUUUGCAGGAUGUUGGUCUUUGAUCCAUCCAAAAGAAUAUCCGCUAAGGAUGCCUUAGCCCACCCCUACCUAGAUGAAGGGCGACUACGAUAUCACACGUGUAUGUGUAAAUGUUGCUUUUCCACCUCUACUGGAAGAGUUUAUACCAGUGACUUUGAGCCCAUCACCAAUCCCAAAUUUGAUGACACUUUUGAGAAGAAUCUCAGUUCUGUUCGACAGGUUAAAGAAAUUAUUCACCAGUUCAUUUUGGAACAGCAGAAAGGAAACAGAGUGCCUCUCUGCAUCAACCCGCAGUCUGCUGCUUUUAAGAGCUUUAUUAGUUCCACUGUUGCCCAGCCAUCUGAGAUGCCCCCAUCUCCUCUGGUGUGGGAGUGACGGUGGACGAUAUUGUACUACUGAAGAUGUAAUGUAGCUUUCCACUGGAGUCUGGGAUUUGCAAUUCUGGAGGUUAAUCAUGCUUGUACUGUAAUUUUACUAAUGAAGUUUUAAAUUAACAACCACUACUUGUAUGAUAUGAAUAAUAUUUAGAAAUGUUACUAGACUUUUAAUCUUGUAAAGUGGUUGUGCUUUUAGAAGAAAAAUAUUUUACCCAGAGUUGCACAUGUUUUAUGAAUUUAGUGCAGCUGUUAUGGCUCACCUCAGAACAAAAAAGAAUUGAACCAAAUCGGGAUUUGGGGGUUUUGUGUUUUUGUUUUGUUUUCUUUUUCUUUUUU
Molecule: messenger RNA, 2175 nt
Organism: Neomonachus schauinslandi (Hawaiian monk seal)
Lineage: Eukaryota; Metazoa; Chordata; Mammalia; Carnivora; Phocidae
Gene: NLK
Product: nemo like kinase
Exons: 11
Coding region: 254-1837 (527 amino acids)
Biological process (GO): intracellular signal transduction; protein phosphorylation
Cellular component (GO): nucleus; cytoplasm
Molecular function (GO): ATP binding; MAP kinase activity
Source: RefSeq, a predicted model, not a curated record